Messenger RNA from Rotaria sordida, 984 nucleotides. The record is from the annotation of a GenBank genome assembly. NCBI's taxonomy places the organism in Eukaryota, Metazoa, Rotifera, Eurotatoria, Philodinida, Philodinidae.
GAAUUAGAAAGACGUGGUCAUGAAGUAGCUGUUAUUUAUGAAUCAUUACCACCAGGUACAAAAUUAUUACAAGCUCAACGUUUUAAUGAUCCCAAUGAUCCAUGUAAAAUAAUGGUCGCCACAGAUGCUAUUGGCAUGGGUUUAAAUUUGAGUAUUAAACGUAUUAUUUUCUAUAGUCUUCUAAAACCACAAUUAAAUGAACAAGGAGAAAAAGAAAAAGAUACAGUGACAACAUCUCAAGCUUUACAAAUUGCUGGUCGAGCUGGAAGAUUUGCAAGUGCUUUUCCAGAUGGUGAAGUAACAACAUUUCGACGUGAUGAUCUACCAUUAUUGAAAGAUAUUGUUAGUCGACAAGUAGAAACAAUUAAACGUGCUGGACUUCAUCCAACAGCUGAACAAAUUGAAAUGUUUGCCUAUCAUUUACCUAAACAUUCACUUUCACGUUUAAUUGAUAUAUUUAUAGUUUUAUCGCAAUUAGAUGAUAGUCUAUUUUUUAUGUGUAAUGUUGAAGAUGUUAAAUUUCUUGCUGAUAUUAUUGAACAUGUACCAUUACAACUUCGUGCUCGUUAUACAUUUUCAUGUGCUCCAAUUAAUAAAAAAAUGCCAUUUGUUUGUACUAUGUUUUUGAAAUAUGCACGUCAAUUUAAUCGUAGUGAACCAACAACAUUCGAUUGGCUUGCAAAACAAAUAGGUUGGCCAUUUGAAAUAUCAAAUACAGUUAUGGAUUUAGUACAUUUAGAAGAAGUUUUCGAUUGUCUAGAUCUUUAUUUAUGGCUCAGUUUUCGUUUUGCUGAUAUGUUUCCUGAUAAAGAAUCAAUUCGUGGUAUUCAAGCUGAACUUGAUCAAAUAAUUCAUGCUGGUGUACAAAAUAUUGUUAAACUUAUACAUCAAACAAAUCAGGGCUCGAAACAGGCCAUUUUUUCAUGGUCCGAGCCGGCCCAAAGCGGCCCAAAACUUAUUCAAGCCCGCCCGGCCCGACGCUAA